AUGCAGGAUCAUCCAGACGCCCGCUACGUCACUGGGUUCAUCUCUCGGCCCCAGAGACAACCAAAGCGCAAGAACAUAGACGAAGACUACUAUCCAAGCUCGUCGGAUACCUAUGCAGAAAGCUUUAAGUCCUCACACGAAGAGUCCUUCAGUACACCAAGCGAUGCUCCAACUGAUAUUAGUACUGACGGCCUCGCCUCGCCACGAGAGCAGAAGGUGUCUGCCCGAACCGUAUCAACUAAUGGGACAGCUAAAUCUUCUAGGGCUAAGAGAUUUGAUAAAGAGCUGCUUGAUGAAGAGCAGACGGAGCAGCAAUCAGAUGAGCAGGGGGAGCUUGCCUUCACAGACGAGGUUCUCUUUCAGCAGACUGACACGGAGAUGGCCUUGCUUCGAGAGUAUCCCUCGCUGGCCCUUCUCCACACCAUUAUUCAGCAAGAGAAACCCACUAGGAUCGUAAAAGAAAGCACCCGGAAUAGUGUGUCUCUCGCUAUGCAGGCUUUUCAAGAGAAGGACUACGUUGAAUCCAUAAACCUGCUUAAGCAAUGCAUUGCAGAUGACGCCCGUGCAUACCACGCCUUUGAGAUGCUUGCAUCAUUCUACGAAACGAUUAUCCGUGAGCAGCUAUUCUUAAAGCACGUUAAAUUAGCAAAAGUGUUGCGAGUGUAUAAUAAGCCACAAUCUCUUGCAGAAAGUACUCUCCUUAUUGCUUCUCUGGAGUUUCAACUUGCCGCUGCCAUUCUUCAGCCAAAAGCAGAGAAGUUUCUCGUGUUGAUCACCGAUUAUUUAAAGGUUAGAAGAUUGCCUAAGGCUUUAUACUGUCUUCACCGACUUCUGCCUCUUUUCAUAGCUGGGCUCGAUGAUAUGUAUUGUAAUAACAUAUUUGAGAGAGACUCACAGCUUCUUGUUUUUGAGCGAGACAUGUGUAAUAUUUUCAAUCGCUUUAUGCUGGAAAAUCAUGGAGACGUUACUGCACGCGACCGCGGGGUCCUUUUGAGCUUUAAUAGAAAGGUUUGCACCCACCUUAUGCACGCACCGUAUGUUGAGAAUCAUACUCUCCAGUUUAUAGACAAAAUUAACGACCUAAAGGUGGGUAAUGUGCACAAGAUGCGUUGUGCUAGUGAGCAGAUCGCGUUUCUCAUCGGCCAGCAAGUGCGUAUGUUAGAGGUCAGUGGUCUUCUUCCAGGGAUUAUCAAUCGUCUGUUGAAGUUGCUUUACAAAACAAAACGCUAUGAAAGUAUUAUUGAACUACUCAAUACUCUUUUAGAAUUCGCUCUGAAAAGUGUUGGAAGUAAGAGAGGACAGGAGCGGGCAGAGUACAAGAGAUAUAUUUGUCUGUUUUCACUGCACAAGGCAGCAGUUGAUAUCAUUAUCACUUUGCAAAGUGUUAUCUCGGCUUUGAAGGCUUCGAGCGGUAAUGCCAACGCCUGUCUCGAUGACAACAGCAACGUCAGUGUUGGUACUGGUCUGAAUACGAUGCUGGUGCGGCAGAUGACUAAGGUAUCUAUUCUCCACAUUAAGAAUGUCUUAAGCACCUUUUACACUCAUGCAUAUCACCCACAAUAUGACGAAGAGCUUGAAGAUGUCUCAACCUUUUUACUAGAAGGACUAGCAGAUGCCAUUUGGUUGACAAAAACACGGAAUAUGGCACUUAUCAACGAUCUUAUUGUCAACAUAGACGCAGACACCCGUAUCCCAAAGAAGUUAUUCAGCCGAUCGGGCUCACGAAUUCAUGAGCCUGUGUCUAAUGGGGGCACUGCUCUAGACCCCGCAAUACAAAUGUCGCUUGACAAGCUUGCUGAGCAACUUGACCUCAACUUUUUAAAGCUGGUGCCAGACAUGACCACGUCUUACCUUAACCUGCUCUUGGCACAGGAAACACCGUCUCCACUUCAUAAGCGAUCAAUCUCCCGUCUAUUCAUAGUGAGCUCAAGAAUUCAAGCCCUUCAAGGGGUCCAGAAAGCCGAAGUAGCCAAGCAGCUUGGCAUGGCGUUUAAGUAUUACAAGGGUGUCGGUCCUCGUAAGGAGCUGGCACGAUUUCUUUACGCACAGCAAACAGAUGGAUAUGCUGCUCUUUUGACAGCACAAACCGCAGAUGCUGAAUCAGCAAGCGAACUGGAGAUCACCCGGAACUUGAAAAUGAUAUUAGACAUUGUCCAUCCAAGACCCGCGCUUUCAGAAGCAAUUGAUAUAGAUGACGCUCCUCCGACGGUUACAUUAGAAGUUCCUCUAAUAUCAUAUCCUGAAGAUUAUGGAAUUGCGUUUACUGAGCAUCUAACAAUACCCCUUCGAAAAGAUUUAGUGCUGCGAGAAUGGAUUGAGUUUGAACAAGACACAAUCGGUAUUGUGGAGGCGUACUCUUCUACAAACUUGCAGCUAUAUGCACUCUUCUCGCUCUUCUCUAGUUAUGUCGCUUUACGAAGCGCCAAAUCAGGGUCUAAGGCGAAGUUGUCAAUCGAAGCUUUUCUGAGAAAGCAUUAUCCAGAUCAAGGAUUUGGAGGCUUAGAAUUGCUUGCAUGUACCGCAUUUUUCGUUGGCUUUGGCCUUAUUUUUACAGAUGCCUAUCUGCUACCAGCCAACUAUCCACGCCCUCGCUACGCAUACAAACUUUUUUCUAGUUUGCGUAAUAAUUACAAAUUUAAUAGUAAGCACAGUUUUGCGACCAAGUUUCAAAAGAUCGCCGAUCAGUUCUUCUCAGCCCAUCCGUUACAUAUUUUUCGGAACUCCAUAUUGUUGAGCUUGCCCGAGGACAUAGAGAGCUGUCGCUGGGAGCUAGAUUUGCUCCUCAGGGGAUUGUCUGACGAGAAGAUGCAUUCACACCUUGUGUCAGGGGAGGUUGUCUCCCGCAUUGAUUUUUAUUUAUUCUUGAUAGAAUUGCAGCAGAUUAUAGGGAAGAUUGUUGAGGCCGAAGGAACCUAUCAAGGCAUUUCGUGCAGAAGCAGUACUCUUUUGUCCCUUCUCUUCUUCAUUACAGAGCGGAGUCCGAAGGUUGGUGGCAUGGUGGCCCAUUCGAAACACCUGGAUUAUAUGCACCUUCUUGCCAAGGAUCUCAUCCAUAAGACAGGAAUAGUUUCCAUGCAGUAUUCAUAUCAGCGAGGCCGGUGUCUGUCUAGCCCAUAUAAUAUGCAAGACUACACUAUCCUGAUACGGCAAUAUCAGCAGACAGAACCCAGCCUUCCAAUUGGAAAGUUUCUUAAGCGCAUCCUUAGGAAGUAUCCUGACUCCGUUCCAGCAACGUUUGCAAUGGCCGCCACAUUCUUCCAAUCAUCUUAUUUUAAAGAGGCCAUUACCAUCUAUGAAAAGCUCUGCCCCUUAUGCUUCAGUGACGACAUCCUUCGGGCACUUGAGCAGGAUGAGAUGCGAUUUACCAAUCGCCCUUUUGAACAGCGAGAGAUGAUAAAGCGAUCAAUACAGGCCUCAGUGUGCUACACUCUGGGAGUUGCCUAUUUGCAAACUAGUGGGAACAAGAGGAUCCACACCAAGACACAGCAUAUUGCGAUGGGUCUCCGUUAUCUCCAGCUCUUUACCAUAUGUUCCGGACAGAACCUAAAGCUGACUCACCUUGCGGUUGCUCUGGCUCUCAUGUACUAUUGCCAUAGACUCGACAUAGCAGAGCUUAUCCUUCAGAAGAUCCUUCGAUCCAAAUACGGCCCCUCACUCUCCAGCAAUUUCUUUGACCGGCCACUACACCUAUUAAUUCUCCCCCGAGCAUCUUCAAACUCCCUCUUAGAUGUCACUGAUAGUGUUGCCCCCAAUACGAAAUUCCUCUUUGAACAGCACAUGACACAGCGGCCUCCUCCACGACAGUCAUAUACACCGGACGACGAACAAUCCAUAGUACAGACCGCAGCCCAUGCACUUGUCCUUAUUUACUUGACCACAGGAUCAAUAGAAAGCGCAAACUACAUACUGUCUCGGUACCUGUCCUUUACAUCCAGUUCACAAAACAGAACAUGA
Molecule: messenger RNA, 3954 nt
Organism: Giardia duodenalis
Lineage: Eukaryota; Fornicata; Diplomonadida; Hexamitidae
Exons: 1
Coding region: 1-3954 (1317 amino acids)
Biological process (GO): transcription by RNA polymerase III
Cellular component (GO): transcription factor TFIIIC complex
Source: RefSeq, a predicted model, not a curated record